This is a messenger RNA of Aspergillus puulaauensis, 2115 nucleotides long. Its product is annotated as sodium:solute symporter family protein. The record is from RefSeq and is a predicted model, not a curated record. Gene Ontology annotation, biological process: urea transmembrane transport. The transcript has 4 exons. Gene Ontology annotation, cellular component: plasma membrane. NCBI's taxonomy places the organism in Eukaryota, Fungi, Ascomycota, Eurotiomycetes, Eurotiales, Aspergillaceae. The coding region runs from base 1 to 2115 and encodes 704 amino acids. Gene Ontology annotation, molecular function: urea transmembrane transporter activity.
AUGACUCAAGCACAAACUGGGAUCCAUGGGGUUGACCUUGUCCCACAAGGGACGGCCUACGGGCUUCUCAUCGGCCUCGGUAUUCUCUUCUGCGGUGUGAUCCUCAUUGCUAUCAAGGUCCAGAAAGCCUAUCUUUCCGAAGAUUCAGCAACCUCGGAGAUGUUUAUGGUCGCGAAUAGAUCUGUCGGGACAGGACUUACGGCGUCGGCGGUGUUCUCUUCAUGGAUGUGGAUUAACGAGACGGUGCUAUCGGCUGCCAUGUGUUACAGAUAUGGACUGGCGGUGCCUUUGUGGUGGGGAUCAGGUCUCUGUUUUCAGAUUGCUCUUAUGGCUGCUCUUGGGGUCAUGGCCAAGAUCCGAGUCCCUUACGCGCAUACAUCGCUUGAGAUUAUCAAGAUGCGAUACGGCACAGUCGGGCAUCUUGUCUUCAUCGUCUUGAAUUUGACAAACAACGUCUUCGGCUGUGCGUCCAUGAUUCUUACGGGAUCUCAACUGGUGUAUGGCAUCUCCGGUAUGCACUUCGUUGCUGCUACCAUUCUGAUCCCUCUGGGAGUUGUCUUGUACACUGCGGUUGGGGGUCUCAAAGCUACCUUUCUGACGGACUUCUUACACACGGCUGUCGCACUCAUCCUCAUUAUCUUUUUUACCUUGUCAAUUUUAACCAAUGAACAUAUCGGUGGACUGAGCGGCCUCUACGACAAGGUGGUAGCUACGGCCAGCGAAAACUACAUUCCUGGUAACUUUGAGGGAUCGUUGCUCACGAUGAAGUCCAAGGAAGCCAUUAUCUGGGGGCUAAUCUUGAAGUUCGGAAACCUAGCCCUGGUCGUCAUGGAUACUGCCUUUUGGCAAAAAUCCUUCGCAAGUGAGGUUAACUCAACCGUGCCCGCAUACAAUCUCGCAGCGAUUGCUGUCUUCGGUAUUCCAUGGGGCUUAGGGACAGUUAUUGGGCUGGCCGCUAGGGCACUCCAUCAGACUGCUAUCUUUCCCACCUACCCGGCGGACAUCACCCUGUCAGAGGUGGAGGCAGGGUUGGUAAUGCCAUACAUCGUCAAGGCCCUCAUCGGAAACUCUGGGAUUGUCGCAUUUUUUGUGCUAUUGUUCAUGGCUCUAACCAGCACAGUCUCUUCUUCCAUGAUCGCAGUCAGCAGUAUCCUAUCUUUCGAUCUUUACAAGACAUACUUCAAUCCCAAGGCAACAGACAAGAAGCUACUCCGUGCAAGUCAUAUUACCGUUGUCUUUCAUGCCAUUUUCAUCACUGGGAUUUCCAUCGCGCUGAACUAUGGUGGCGCUAAUAUGACAUGGAUUGGCUACUUCCGGCCAAUCCUCUCCUGCCCUGGAAUUAUACCUCUCGGGCUUACUCUCUUCUGGGAUGGUCAGACAACGCUAGCGGCAAUCCUCUCGCCUGUGUUAGGCUUUUUCACAGGACUUGCCAUCUGGUUAGGUACUGCAAAAUCCCUGUAUGGGGAAGUAACCAUGGCCACGACAGGUGAGGGCUUGCCUGCGCUAUACGGAGCGAUUGGAUCAUUCUUCUCGCCCGCUCUCUACUCGGUUGUGAUCUCCCUGAUAUACAAGCCUUCCAAGUUCGACUGGCGCAUAUUCCUUCGCAUCGAACUGGCCGAUGAAGCACAAAUCCACGAGUCCGAGACGCCUACCAUCACAGAGACCAAAGAGGAGCCCGGUACACAAACACCCCAAUCCGAGACAUCGACCGCAGACCCCGAGCACACCGGUGCUCACGAUAAACCGAUCGCGGUGUCGAGGGCUCGUUUAACCCCACCGUCACAACUUAGCCUAGAUGACAUCCGUCAUCCAUUCGACGAGAAAACCUUAAAGGAAUUAAACCGCUGGAUGAAAAUUGCAUGGGCUAUAUUUGUUGUCCUCGUCCUGGUCACCUUCAUUCUGUGGCCGAUGCCGCUAUACCGUGACUAUAUUUUUACCAAGUCAUUCUUCUCGGGUUGGGUGUCCGUUGCCAUCGUCUGGCAAUUCUUUGCCUUCUUCGCCGUGGUUGUUUACCCGCUGUAUGAUGGCCGGUAUGAAAUUGAGAAAGGUGUGAAGGGGAUGUGGAAGUCCGCAAAGGGGUUCCUGUCGAAUAGGCGCUCAAAUACCCCUAUUUGA